AUCCCCGCUCCGUUGCGUUCGCUGCCUUUGAUAAUGAGUGUCGAAAAGUCGAAAAUUCUGCUCUCAUUGAGCAUUCUUGCGAGAAUUCAGAGCAAAGCAUCAACAAAAGGGGUGUCUGUGUGCGGACUGUGCGUUGAGUCAAAAUCGCCGGACAGAGUUGAAGUGCUUAGUUUGGAAUACGACGACGGGAUCAAUGUUGACUUAGAUGAUUUGACCCGACACGCAAUUGCAAGCAGUGCAAGUCUAGGUGAUGGUGAUAUUUACUGUACCUAUGCUAAAAAAAAUGAAGCUGGAAUUGAAGCUGAAAUUAAAGAGCUGAAGCUAAAAUAUUCACCUUCAAAAAUGGAGAUGUAUCUGAAAAAUGGGUAAGAAAUAAUGGUUGAUCUAGAAGACCUGAAUGCAAGUGAAGCAACUAAUACUACAACAGAUCAACAACCACCGCCUGAGGACGAUGAAUCUGAAAAUAGCCACAAAAAAAUGGAUGAUGGAGUAGACCCGAAGGCAGAA
Messenger RNA from Geodia barretti, 507 nucleotides. Lineage: Eukaryota; Metazoa; Porifera; Demospongiae; Tetractinellida; Geodiidae. The record is from the annotation of a GenBank genome assembly.